Molecule: messenger RNA, 713 nt
Organism: Hordeum vulgare subsp. vulgare (domesticated barley)
Lineage: Eukaryota; Viridiplantae; Streptophyta; Magnoliopsida; Poales; Poaceae
Product: histone H3.3
Exons: 2
Coding region: 89-499 (136 amino acids)
Cellular component (GO): nucleosome
Molecular function (GO): structural constituent of chromatin; protein heterodimerization activity; DNA binding
Source: RefSeq, a predicted model, not a curated record
CACUUCUUCUCCCACUACCCCCUUGGCCGCCGUCGAGUUCGAGUUCAGACCGAAGCCAAGUUUCCAGGUCGACCAGAGGAGGCGAGCCAUGGCCCGUACCAAGCAGACCGCCCGCAAGUCCACCGGCGGCAAGGCGCCCCGCAAGCAGCUCGCCACCAAGGCCGCGAGGAAGUCCGCCCCGACCACCGGCGGCGUGAAGAAGCCGCACAGGUACAGGCCCGGCACCGUGGCGCUCCGCGAGAUCCGAAAGUACCAGAAGAGCACGGAGCUGCUGAUCCGCAAGCUGCCCUUCCAGCGCCUGGUCCGCGAGAUCGCGCAGGACUUCAAGACGGACCUCCGCUUCCAGUCCCACGCCGUGCUCGCCCUCCAGGAGGCCGCCGAGGCGUACCUCGUGGGGCUCUUCGAGGACACCAACCUCUGCGCCAUCCACGCCAAGCGCGUCACCAUCAUGCCCAAGGACAUCCAGCUCGCCCGCCGCAUCCGCGGGGAGCGCGCCUAGGCGGGAGCCAGACCAGUCCGGCCCCAGUCCGCCGCAUCCAUCUGAGGGCGUGCCGCCGUUCGUUCGCCGGCACCAGUUGAUUCGCUUGCCGUUUUAGGUCUUGUUAGGUUUGGUUUGCGGUGAUGCAAACAGAUGCUUUCUGUGGAAUUGUUGGUUAAUGUACUGUUGAUCGACCAUUAUCGAUGUAUGCAAUUCUGACGGGACGUACCGUGAA